AUGCCAGCCGAUUCUCCAUACGACAAGCCCAAGGCGGCCGUACUAAAGCGAACAAGCUCGCCAGAUGAAGCUGGUCUGCAGCAAUUGUUGACUGGUGCAGAAUUAGGCAACCGCACUCCGUCUCAGCUCGUGCGUUAUAUGCCUUGGCUUGAUGCACAACAUCGGGUUAGUGAAGCAUCACUUCGGCAGCUGUGGACCAACCGACUACCUGCUGAAACCAGAGCCAUCUUGUCAGUAGAAGCUGCCAAAGCCCCACUGGAGAAGCUGUCCGAAACAGUGAGCAAAAUACACACUUACCACGUCCGAUCAGCUCGGCGGUCUUACUUAGAAGUUGCAUGGGAUAAAACUUCAGACCGACGCUCUCAGCCGCCCGAAAACGUGCCACCAAUCACAAUCCUGGUCCACUUCCAGCUCCGAACGCACAGCCAACGAAAUCGAAGAUAA
Fasciola hepatica (liver fluke) is the source of this 444-nucleotide messenger RNA. The record is from the annotation of a GenBank genome assembly. NCBI's taxonomy places the organism in Eukaryota, Metazoa, Platyhelminthes, Trematoda, Plagiorchiida, Fasciolidae.